GUAGCAAACCACGCUACCAUAAGAACGUUAAGAAGCUGCCAGUUCUCCGUCUCAUUUUCUUUUUGCAACAAAACCACCAGCUCGAGUCGUCUUGCAUUCAGUUACAACCACAACUUUGGCUUCAGCAGAGUCUCAUAAAUUGUGUGCCAACUUGUGAUUAAAUGUGUUUUGGUGAAUCAUACUCCGUGUCUUGGAAAGUCCAAUUAUAUUUGUUUUUUGUGAGUGAGUUGAGGUGACACACUCAAGAUUUUUUAUAUUAAAUCUGAGAAUUGGUCUUUCUGAGAACUCGACAGUACAUAUUUCAGCAUCUCUGGCUAGUGUCCAUAUGCCCGAAAAACUAUUAUUUAACAAUAAGACCCAGAGCUGUGUAACACGAUCCUGACCUGUAUCAAAGUCAGUGUGUACAUGUGUACGUAUAUUUUGAACGAAAGUCAUUUAUAAGACGGAGUUUCUUCCUGAAAUACUCAGUACGGGAAACGGGAAGUGGCAGAGAGAACAAGAUUCGUCACAUUUUUCGCUCAGGAGUGAAUUCUACAUUGCACAAGUGAAGUAGUGGAACAACGCCAUUUUUCAAAAAUGAACUCACCAGUAAUCGCUCUUCUGAGCCCUACGUAUCACAACAAGUUUGACAACCACACAGUAAUUGCUGCCUCUGCUGAGAGGGGUGGGAGUGGAACUGAAUUUGGAAACAAUGGGUACAACAUGAAUCCAAGCGAUAAUGAGAUCAUGCGGGGUCCAGUCACGCUUUUCAGCUCCUUACACGGACCUCAAAAAGUGAUCCUCUCCAUCUUCCGAACCUCCGUCGAUCACUUUGCCCUCGUUUACCCUGAUAACCGACGGAAAAUGAUUGCUUUGAAGCCAGCAGGUUGCAUCAACCUGAGAGGAGUGACCAGCGAGGAGACGGCGUUGGGAUCAGGCAUCAAGGGCUUCACUCUCAGACCGAAGAAAUGUGACACCUCUUCAGCUGCCCUGAUUUUCCUCUGUGAGGACACUUUACUCCUACCACGCUGGUUGAGCGCCUUGGAACCAUCAAACCCAGUUCUCGUUUUGGGACAACGACGAAUGCCGAGACAAUGUUCCCUUCCAAGUGUGGAAGAGGAGGAAGAUUAGAUAUUUCAGUUAGAAAAACUAAGUAAUUAGAAAUAUUAUGUAUGUAUUUCUUAUCCUUUAUUUUUAGGUAAUAUACUGCGUUUUGAUAAUGACGAUGAAAUUCUGAGGAAUUAUUGGUGUACACAAUUCGCAGGAGUUUUGUGGUGUACAACAUUUCUGUUGUGUGGUUGUGUCUAUUGCUUUGAAAAUUCUAGGCCAAUUCAUUCAUUGGUUGUCCCAAUUAAUUAAAAACAAACUGAGAGGAUGCUCUUCCAGUUGGUUGAUUUAGUUAUUCACAGUUAUUCACAAAACAACUUAUACAUAAAUAGAAAAAGCAUUCAUGAAUACGUAGAAGGGGAGACAAGUUGCAUGAUGAAUGUCUUGAAUGACAAUGACACUAUGACACAUCUUUUAUAGCAUCAGCCAAAACAGCCAACAGCAGAGAUUUACAUGUAAUCUCGCUUUUCGUUUCCUAUUUUGUACGGCGAGGGUAGACACGAGUAUCAAUCAAAUGUUUAUCUUCUCUUAUUGAUGCUCCAAAAUUAUUACAUAAAAAAGUGGCAAACGAUAUCAAUCUUUGAUUUCAAAUUGAAUGAACCUCUUCCUUGUUUUAUCACACAUUUUGAUUUAUGAAACAUUUAAACUGAUUUUGUAUUAAAAGUCCUUCAAACUUAGGAUACAUCGUCCAAAAAUUCCCUGUUUAAUGCUGUCUACAUACAUACUUCCCAUGUAAUAAAUCUCCUGUCAAUGAAUCUCCUUUUGAAUCACGUAUUUCGAAGCGCUUCCUAAAACUUCUUAAAUUAUUUACAUGAGCAAUUAAGGGUUAAAUAUAAAGUAACUUAAUUCUCGCUACUUGAAACUGCAAUACAGAGGUCAUUAAUCGCAAAAACCGGAUGGAAUGCAAUUAGUCAGAUGUUCUUCGUGUAGCUUCAAGUGAUAAUUGAUUUAUCUGGUUGACAAAAUUAUUCUGAUAGUAGGAAUUGCAUGCAUACGUAGUUUACUUUCAAGUUCAACACUUCUGGUUCAAAUGAAAACACUUGAAUUUCUAACUGCAAAAUCAGUCAAUCAACUGUUUGUAGUUUGACUAAUAUCAUUAAUACUUUACUGAAUUACAUAUAUAUUUUACUCAUAUCGUUGUCAUAUUUCUAAGAAAUUACGUAGAUAAUUGUUCAUUGUGAUACAUAUACUUUUGUAUUUAUAGACAUGGUAAGAAAUUAAGUAAAAGUAUUUUAGAUUAGUACUCCGCGUUUAAUCUUCCAUGAACUGUAAUCCAGAAAAUGAUAAGUUUAAAAAUAAAAAUAGUCGUUAUCCUAA
Folsomia candida is the source of this 2403-nucleotide messenger RNA. RefSeq lists its product as uncharacterized. The coding region runs from base 577 to 1110 and encodes 177 amino acids. The record is from RefSeq and is a predicted model, not a curated record. NCBI's taxonomy places the organism in Eukaryota, Metazoa, Arthropoda, Collembola, Entomobryomorpha, Isotomidae. The transcript has 4 exons.